AUGCCACCGAAAUCUACCAGAUCACAUGAGCGUGGUGGUAGGGAUGGUGAGGAAGCUCCAGUCCAGCCAGUUCCUCUACGAAUACCAGAACCUCUGGUAGAACGUUUGAAGCCAACGAGUUUAGUUGGACUGAUACAAAAUAUUACAGAUGCUGCACAAGGAGAAAAUACUAUUAAAGCAGUUGGAACAAAACAUUCUGUAGAAUGGACAGACAUCGGACAUAUUGAUGGAAUUCAAAUAGACAUGAGUGAAUUGAAUGAUGUCAUUCAUAUCAACAGAAACGUACUGAAUGCUGUCAAUCAGGAAAUGUUAGAUAACAGGAUGAUCUGCUGUUUUGAAGCAGGAGCCACUAUAGCACAUGUUCAAGAAUACCUCUGGCCUCUUGGGUUUAGAACAACAAGGAAUCCCGAGAGGUACAGGGUUCUCCCAAAUCAAACGGGUUGUACUAAUUUAUCUUUGAGUGGCACCGUCGCGACUGGAGCACAUGGGAAUGGUUAAACGAAGCCUAUUAUAGCAGAUAUGGUCCUGUCGUUCCUUUUAUUAACGGUGAACGCGAAUGGUGAUGUUGUACAGAAUCAAAUUGAACCAGCAGAUGGUAUCACCGAUCCACAGGCAUUUGAAGCAAUUUACCCAGACAAAAAUCUUAUUCAGGAUGAUAAUAUUUUCCAUGCAGCACUUGUUAAUAUUGGUGGGAUGGGAACUGUUUAUUCUUACACUUUUCGUACUGUAAACGCGUUCUUUCUUACAGAAAACCGUACAUUUGUCACUUGGGAAGAAGCACAAGAUCAAAUCCUAGCACUGUAUAACCGAAACAUAAUCGAACAAGGACCGGUUGAGGGAAACUUGCACAGUUUUGAAAUAUUUGUAAAUCCGUAUCCCAUGGAACCUCAAGGUCAAGUCGGUGUCGUUAUAUGUACCUUGGAAUAUUCAAAUGGUCCACCAAAAGGCGAAAGACCAGACUGGCAUAUCAUUCCUCAUGAAUGGGUACGAAAUGGUUUUGUUUGGGCUUGCAAUAAAUUUCAAGAAGUUGUCCCUGUUCUCUUGAAUCUUCUAAUGUUGGCUACGACAACAGAUCAGCCUGUGACAAUGAAUGCUGUUGAAGCUUUGGAUCCAUUAUCUGGUUUAGCAGUGUCUGGUGAGGUUACCGUAAGCGAGUGUGCUAUGCAAACACAAAACGCUGAGGAUGUCAUACAAAAGAUACAAGCUUUGAUAGAUCAAUAUCAACAAAUACAAGGAGAAAACGAAAAUCAAUUUGCAACUACUCCUUUUGCUGUGAGGUUCUCUAGCCCGACGAAUGCAUACAUGGCUAUGCAAUACAAUCACCAGUCAAUGAUGAUUAUCAGCAAUAUAUUGGUUGGAACACCAAAUGCAGAUAAUACUCUACAGCAGUUUAGAGAUUUGAUGCGAAUCGAAUUCAGUGGCCGACCUCACUGGGGUAUGGUUCAAAACUUAGACGCAAACGAGGUUGGACAGAUUUAUCCAGCCAAUAACGGUGUUGAUCCUGUUGAUGUAUUUAGAAAUGUAAUGCAGCAACUUGAUCCUGACGGGAUUUUCAGGAAUCAAUUUAUCAACAGAGUUUUUUUCCCAGGGCAGAAUCAAUAGAAUUCUGCAAUCUUGCAGAAGUUUAACAUUUAUUAUUGCGCGGAAUUGUCAUAAAUAUUAUUUUGUUUCUAAUAACACUUAAUCAUUGGACAUAAUAUUCUUAGGACUUUUCAUUCAAAAUACUUUUAACACUCAGAACUACUCUGAUAUAUUUUAUUAGGAUACGCUGUUAUUAAUAUCGUCUAAACAACAAGCGACGAUUUACAUUCUCUUCAUUAUGACUUUGUAUUAUACUAAAUAACCUUUAAUAUUUUACACUUAACUUAUUUAAACGCUUUCAGUUACAG
Molecule: messenger RNA, 1889 nt
Organism: Mytilus trossulus (common blue mussel)
Lineage: Eukaryota; Metazoa; Mollusca; Bivalvia; Mytilida; Mytilidae
Exons: 4
Coding region: 1-498 (165 amino acids)
Molecular function (GO): FAD binding
Source: RefSeq, a predicted model, not a curated record